AUGAAGGCAUCAAUUUUGGGCUUGGCUUUGUGGCCGCUGUUCUUCCAGCCUAGGCUGAUGCUCUGGGCCUCCCAGGUGAUUCAGAACUGUCAAGAUGGGAACUACGAGAUCAGUGUUCUGAUGAUGAACAACUCAGCUUUCCAAGAGUCCCUGGAUGUCAUAGAAAGAGUGGUGAACGAAGGCGUGAACAUAGUAAGAAAACGGCUGCAAGAUGCUGGUAUAAACGUGACUGUCAGUGCAAGAUUUAUCCAAACAAAUACUUGGAUUUAUAGGUCAAGCGACUGCCGAAGUAGCACAUGUGAAGGCCUGGACCUACUCAGGAAAAUUGCGGAAGAUAAAGUAAUGGGCUGUGCCCUCAUGGGGCCCUCCUGCACUUACUCCACCUUCCAGAUGUACCUUGACACAGAAUUGAACUAUCCAAUGAUUUCAGCAGGAAGUUUUGGAUUGUCAUGUGACUACAAAGAAACCUUAACCAGGCUGAUGUCUCCAGCUAGGAAGUUAAUGUACUUUUUGGUUGACUUUUGGAAGGCCAAUAAUUUGCCAUUCAAAAGUUCUUCCUGGAACACUGCUUAUGUUUUCAAGAAUACUACAGAGACUGAAGAUUGUUUCUGGUAUCUCAAUGCUCUGGAAGCUGGAGUUUCUUACUUUUCUGAGCAACUUUUCUUUAAGGACGUUUUAAGACGAAAUGAACAGUUUCUGGAUAUUCUAACAGAUCACAACAGGAAAAGUAAUGUGAUUGUCACGUGUGGUACUCCAGAAACCAUGUCCUCCUUUCUGAGCGAAACUUCAGUGGCUGAAGACACUGUCAUCAUUCUGGUGGAUCUAUUCAAUAACUACUAUUUUGAGGGAAAUGUCACAGCUCCUGACUUUAUGAAAAAUGUCCUUGUGCUGACACUACCUCCUGAAAAUAUCAACAGUUCUUCUUCCAAAGAUCCGUCACUGGCACAAAAUGACUUCGCUCUUGCCUAUAUGGAUGGAGUCUUGCUAUUUGGACAUAUGCUGAAGAUAUUUCUUGAAAAUGGAGACAAGAUAGUUACCUCCAAAUUUGCUCAUGCUUUCAGAAAUCUCACAUUUGAAGGAUACCUGGGUCCUGUGACUUUGGAUGACAGUGGUGACAUUGACAAUACCAUGGUGCUUCUGUAUACCACUGUGGAUACCAAAAAAUACAAAAUUCUUUUAAGCUAUGACACCCGUAAAAAUAGUACUAAAGAAGUGGAUGUGAGUCCUACAUUUAUCUGGAAGAACCAUAAACUUCCAAAUGAUAUUCCAGACCGAGGCCCUCAAAUCCUUAUGAUUGCAGUCUUCACCCUCACAGGAGCUGUAAUCCUGGUCCUGAUCAUUGCUCUCCUGGUGCUGAGAAAAUACAAAAAAGAUAAUGAAAUUCGUCAGAAAAAAUGGUCUCAUAUUCCUCCUGAAAAGAUCAUACCUCUGGAAACCAAUGAGACCAAUCAGAUUAGCCUGACGAUCGACGAUGACAAGAGACGAGAUACAAUCCAGAGACUACGGCAGUGCAAAUAUGACAAAAAGCGAGUGAUUCUAAAAGAUCUCAAGCACAAUGACGGCAAUUUUACAGAGAGACAGAAGAUAGACUUGAACAAGUUGCUUCAGAUUGACUACUACAACCUGACCAAGUUCUACGGCACCGUGAAACUUGACUCUAUGAUCUUUGGGGUGAUUGAAUAUUGUGAGAGAGGAUCCCUCCGGGAAGUUUUAAAUGACACAAUUUCCUACCCUGAUGGAACAUUUAUGGAUUGGGAAUUUAAGAUAUCUGUCUUGUAUGACAUUGCUAAGGGGAUGUCGUACCUGCACUCCAGUAAGACAGAAGUUCACGGGCGUCUGAAAUCCACUAACUGUGUAGUGGACAGCCGAAUGGUGGUGAAGAUCACUGAUUUUGGUUGCAAUUCUAUUUUACCGCCAACAAAAGACCUGUGGACAGCCCCAGAGCAGCUUCGCCAAGCCAGCAUCUCUCAGAAAGGAGAUGUGUACAGCUAUGGGAUCAUAGCCCAGGAGAUCAUCCUGCGGAGAGAAACUUUCUACACACUGAGCUGUCGGGACCAGAAGGAGAAGAUUUUCAGAGUAGAGCAUUCCAAAGGAGUGAAGCCUUUCCGCCCAGAUCUGUUCCUGGAAACAGCAGAAGAAAAAGAGCUGGAAGUUUAUCUACUUGUAAAAAGCUGUUGGGAGGAAGAUCCUGAAAAGAGACCAGAUUUCAAGAAAAUUGAGACUACCCUGGCCAAGAUAUUUGGCCUUUUUCAUGACCAAAAAAAUGAAAGCUACAUGGACACUUUGAUCCGACGUCUACAACUCUAUUCUCGAAAUCUGGAACAUCUGGUGGAAGAAAGGACACAGCUGUACAAGGCAGAGAGGGACAGAGCAGACAGACUUAACUUUAUGUUGCUUCCAAGGCUAGUUGUAAAAUCUCUGAAGGAGAAAGGCAUUGUGGAGCCCGAACUAUAUGAGGAAGUUACAAUCUACUUCAGUGACAUUGUAGGUUUCACCACUAUCUGCAAGUACAGCACCCCCAUGGAAGUGGUAGACAUGCUUAACGACAUCUAUAAGAGUUUUGACCACAUCCUUGAUCACCAUGAUGUCUACAAGGUGGAGACCAUUGGUGAUGCCUACAUGGUGGCAAGUGGUUUGCCUAAAAGGAAUGGGAACCGGCAUGCAAUCGACAUUGCCAAGAUGGCCUUGGAUAUCCUCAGCUUCAUGGGAACAUUCCAGCUGGAGCAUCUUCCUGGCUUGCCAAUAUGGAUCCGUAUUGGUGUUCACUCUGGUCCCUGUGCUGCAGGAGUUGUGGGGAUCAAGAUGCCUCGUUAUUGCCUGUUUGGAGAUACUGUCAACACAGCCUCCAGGAUGGAAUCAACUGGCCUUCCUUUAAGAAUUCAUGUGAGUGGCUCCACUAUAGCCAUCCUGAAGAGAACCGAGUGCCAGUUUCUGUAUGAAGUGAGAGGGGAAACCUACUUAAAGGGACGAGGAACUGAGACCACAUACUGGCUGACUGGGAUGAAGGACCAGGAGUACAAUCUGCCGACCCCUCCAACUGUAGAGAAUCAACAGCGUUUGCAAGCAGAAUUUUCAGACAUGCUUGCCAGCUCUCUACAGAAGAGACAGGCUGCAGGGGUAAGAAGCCGAAAACCAAUGCAGAUACCCAGCUACAAGAAAGGCACCCUGGAAUAUUUGCAACUCAACACCACAGACAAACAGAGCACCUAUUUUUAA
This is a messenger RNA of Elephantulus edwardii (Cape elephant shrew), 3216 nucleotides long. RefSeq names its product guanylate cyclase 2C (heat stable enterotoxin receptor) (gene GUCY2C). The record is from RefSeq and is a predicted model, not a curated record. The coding region runs from base 1 to 3216 and encodes 1071 amino acids. The transcript has 27 exons. Gene Ontology annotation, molecular function: peptide receptor activity; ATP binding; protein kinase activity. Lineage: Eukaryota; Metazoa; Chordata; Mammalia; Macroscelidea; Macroscelididae. Gene Ontology annotation, biological process: intracellular signal transduction; cGMP biosynthetic process; receptor guanylyl cyclase signaling pathway.